Messenger RNA from Desarmillaria tabescens, 2111 nucleotides. RefSeq names its product histone deacetylase domain-containing protein. The transcript is spliced from 8 exons. Gene Ontology annotation, cellular component: nucleus. NCBI's taxonomy places the organism in Eukaryota, Fungi, Basidiomycota, Agaricomycetes, Agaricales, Physalacriaceae. Gene Ontology annotation, molecular function: histone deacetylase activity. The coding region runs from base 323 to 1990 and encodes 555 amino acids. The record is from RefSeq and is a predicted model, not a curated record.
UUGUUACACCGGUAGCCCCUCUUGUUGCUUCCUUGCUUGAGGAGAAUUUCUUUGUUUCGAAUCCAAAUUUCACGCAACUAAAUAAUGAAGUCUUUAACAGAAACUAUUACUACUCAUUAUCUAAUAUUUCUAGCAUAUUGCUCCCACUUUCCGAGGUCAUUUUGCUCUAGAGGGACCUAGGGGCAUAUCAACGCGAAGCAGCUUGCCCUAAAGUGAGCACGUGAUACAGUGACUGCCCAGAAUAGUUCGCGGAAUUUCUUUUUCUUUUCAACUCCACCCACGCACUUUGUCUGGUUUUCGCUCACGACUCCAACGAAUAUUUAUGGCCCCUGCGAAAGCUGGCGUAUUUAUUCAGGAUGCCUGCUACCAGCACCAAUACAUCCGGUCCAAAGACACGUCUCUAAUUGUUGAACGCCCCGAGCGUCUACGGGCAGUCAAAUUGGGGGUGGCUGCUGCUCUUUCCCGGAUACCUUCAGUUGUGGACGCUGAUGGAGACCCGGAUGACCUCGCAGCAGCACUCAGUCGCUUGGACAUCGCCAAGGAAACUGGAACAGACAAGGUGGAGAUCAUUCGAAGUACAGCGUCUGUUGAUAUUCUGCACCAUCCUGCGGUCAAAUUUGUUCACGGAGAUUUGGACGGAGACGUGUACAUACCAAAGAUAAAAUCGUGGGCUGAUGAGAGUCGAGAUAAGAUUGCGAAAGGGGAGAGCGAGAUACCUGAAGGAUAUUCUCAGGGCGAUCUCUACUUGUGUCCUGAAUCUAUUGUCGCGAUACAGGGAGCUCUGGGGUCCGUGUGCGAGGCCGUCGACACGGUUGUCGCGUCGUCCAAGAAGAAUGAUGAGCGCAACGGCAUCAGUCGCGCCUUCGUUGCCAUUCGACCACCUGGUCAUCAUUGUGGAGAAGAUACCCCGGAAGGAUUUUGUUUCGUAAAUAAUGUGGCAGUCGCUGCAGCGCAUGCCCACCUUCAACAUGGGAUCAACAGGGUCGUGAUAUUUGAUAUUGAUCUGCACCAUGGCAAUGGCACCCAAUCAAUUGUUUGGCAAAUCAACGAGGAAUCGUAUCGUAAAACCCUCGAGUCUGAAGGCGGUGCCCCAGAUAUCAAACCCGGCCCGCGAAUCUUUUACAGUUCUAUACAUGAUAUUCUAUCUUAUCCUUGCGAGGAUGGCAAGCCACAACUCGUCCAGGCCGCCUCUGUUUCUAUCCAUGGGGCGCAUGGACAGUACAUCGAGAAUGUCCAUCUCCAGACCUACGAAUCUCAAGAACAUUUCUUCAAUGUCCUGUACCCCCAGCGGUAUGCUGGAAUUCUGCGGAAGGCAGAACAAUUUCUAGACGAAACGGGCGGGCCCGGAGACGAUAUUUUAUUCUUUAUCAGCUGCGGUAUGGAUGCAUGCGAACACGAGUACGAGUCCAUGUCCCGACAUAACCGUAAAGUCCCCACGUCUUUUUAUCAUCGUUUCACGCAGGACGCGUGUAGUCUGAGCGAGCGUUACGCGGGCGGACGUAUCAUCAGUGUCUUGGAGGGCGGAUAUAGUGACCGAGCGUUGACGAGCGCGACAUUCGCUCAUAUUUUGGGCCUGGCUGAUUUACCGCCAGGAACAGUGCAGGAGGAUUGGUGGAGUUUGGACAACCUCGUCGCGCUGGAAAAGGCCACUAAGAAACGACGUGGAGCUCCGGGUCCCGUUGAGCCGUGGGUAGAGAAAGCUGCAAGAUUGUUUGCGUCGCUGGAGAGUAAGAUGAUCAAAGUGUCUGGAGUGACGCCUCCCAUGUCAAUGACGUUGAGAGAACGGAAGAAGGCGAGUGGUAGUGCUUCACCUGCAGGUGGCGGUUCGCCAGCAAAGAAGGAGAAAUCUCCGGUAAGGAAGGGAAGAGCAUCGCUACCAGUAGCGGCCGGUGACGGCGAUUCAUCUUCGUCCUCAUCAAAUGGGGUCGAGCCAACGAAGAAACUGCCUAGGGUGAUUCUGAAGCUUGGACCAAAUCCUUCAGUCGCGUAAUAGCUUGAUAUAUGUGAGUUCCAGUAUAGGGAUAUGUAUGAGAAGUACUGUAAUAUUUGUAUACUACCGUAUACCAGUUAGAGGAUAUCUUGUGUAAAAUGAUUAUUUAUUCAUUUAUUUA